This is a messenger RNA of Micropterus salmoides (largemouth bass), 2721 nucleotides long. It is a transcript of the gene ss18, whose product is annotated as SS18 subunit of BAF chromatin remodeling complex. The transcript has 11 exons. Gene Ontology annotation, biological process: positive regulation of transcription by RNA polymerase II. Bases 1 to 1140 code for a protein of 379 amino acids. The record is from RefSeq and is a predicted model, not a curated record. Lineage: Eukaryota; Metazoa; Chordata; Actinopteri; Centrarchiformes; Centrarchidae. Gene Ontology annotation, cellular component: nucleus. Gene Ontology annotation, molecular function: transcription coactivator activity.
AUGUCGGUGGCGUUUGCACCUCACAGGCAGCGCGGGAAGGGUGAUAUAACACCCGCUGGAAUACAAAAGUUACUUGACGAAAACAACCAGCUGAUCCAGUGUAUAAUGGACUUCCAGAGUAAAGGCAAAACAGCAGAAUGUUCACAGUAUCAACAGAUGCUGCACAGAAAUUUAGUGUACCUGGCCACGAUAGCAGACUCCAAUCAGAACAUGCAGUCUCUCCUCCCUGCUCCGCCCACUCAGAACAUGCCCAUGGGCCCUGGUGGGAUGAACCAAAGUGGACCCCCCCCUCAGCCACCUCACGGUCACAACAUGGCCUCUGAGGGUAUGGUCAGCGGUGGCCCUCCAGCCCCACACAUGCAGAACCAGAUGAAUGGACAGAUGCCUGGGCCUAAUCACAUGCCCAUGCAAGGUCCCGGUCCAGGCCCCAACCAGCCCCCAAACAUGCCCAGUGGCUCUAUGAAUAUGCCCCCCAGCAGCCAUGGCUCGAUGGGUGGUUACAAUCACACCGUCCCUUCUUCCCAGGGCAUGCCAGCUCAGAGCCAAAUGAACAUGACCCAGGGCCAGCCCAUGGGAAACUAUGGGCCUCGGCCAAACAUGAACAUGCAGCCCAAUCAAGGGCCCAUGAUGCACCAGCAGCCUCCCUCUCAGCAGUAUAACAUGCCUCCUGGUGGUGGCGGACAGCACUACCAAGGUCAACAGAACCCAAUGGGCAUGAUGGGCCAGGUCAGCCAAGGGAACCAUGUCAUGGGGCAGAGGCCAAUGCCGCCUUACAGACCCCCACAACAAGGACCCCCUCAGCAGUACCCAGGGCAGGAAGACUACUAUGGAGACCAGUACAGUCACGCAGGACAGGGAGCCUCAGAAGGUAAUGCCCAGUAUGGCCAACAGCAGGAAGCAUACCAGCAAGGCCCUCCCCAGCAGCAGGGCUACCCUCCCCAACAGCAGUACCCGGGUCAACAGGCCUACCCACCACAGCAGCAGGGUUAUGGUCCGUCCCAAAGUGCCCCAGGACAGUAUCCUAACUAUCCUCAGGGGCAGGGACAGCAGUAUGGGGGCUAUCGCCCUCCUCAACCUGGACCCCCACAAGCCCAGCAGCAACGCCCCUAUGGCUAUGACCAGGGGCACAUGAGGAAAUAAAGACCCAGGGAUUUGAACCCCUGACUAGCUCUGUAAGAAGCAAAGGGCCAGUAUGGAAAUUACCAGCAAUGAGAGAUGGUCACAGCAACCCACACAGCUCUGUCUGAGCUUUGACCUCUGGUCAACUGCUAAGCAGAUAUAAAUGAUGGUUGUAGCUCACUGAGAUGCACUCAGACAUGAACAUACAACACUCAAAAAUACAAGAUACAUUUUCCCCUCUUAUCUUUGCCUAUAAAAUGUAUUCUGUUCAUCAUGACUUGAUAAUGUCAAAGUCCAUGACUCACCCUCUGGUCCAGUAUGUCUCAAAGCAGCAAUGCCUUAAAAUGGAACUGCCUUAUCCUUUAGCAUUGCAGAUUGUGAAACAGGCUAAAACAUUUUGGAUAUCAGAGAUGAUUUUAAAUGUACAGUUUCAAUCUACUGUGGUGCAUUGUUACUCUAUCCCUCAGCUCCUUGUUCAUAAGAAGCAAUAAUGCCAGCAGUAGGGAAAUGUGUGGGGGCUUAGAGAUAAAAUAAUGCACCAGACAAACUUCCCGCUAGGCCAUGGUACAUGUCUUGAUGUAUGUGAUGAUGUAAAAAUAUAUUUUAUGCUUUUUAGAUCAAGCUAACUUUGUAUAAGACAUUGGAAACUAGUACUAAAGCUGUGUUGUUUAUUUCAUAAAGUGUAUGUGUCAAUGUUUUUUUAAAAAAUAUCUUUAAUGAUGAUCCCAUCCAGCACAUUUUGUUUAGUUUUUUGUGUUGAAUUGUAUAACUAUUAAAUUGGAUCUGCUACUUGUGACAUGGAGGCUAUGAAUUAUUUGUGUAAAAAUGAAAAAUGAAUUACAAUUGAAAUUGGGCGAAGGACGAAUACGAACAGCAUACGUGGAAUUAGAUAAUGUUUAAUGUCUGAAAACACAUGAAACAAUUGCUGUUAUGUGUUAAGCUGUGUAUUAAAGUCAGUGAAAGAAUAUAUACCUUUAUAUUUUUUUUAACCACAUUACUUGACAGAAUGAUGGCCAUUAGCUUUUAUUUGACAUAUGUAUCCAAAAGGGUGAUAUGUGGCAGAUACCACUGCAAAUUUUAAGUUUAUGUUCUCUGAAGCCUGAUUGUUAGUAUUGUUUUUCUAUACAAGCACCUCAGUCUUGUCCAUUGACUGCAAAUUGGUGAAUGGGAAAGCUCAAACUUGGUAUAACAUAUUUCUGACAAGUACCUUGUCUUGUUGAUCUUGACACUGCUGGAAUCCCCCUUUCCCUUUGAUAAACGUCUAAGUUGAUGUCAUUCUAAAUAGUGUUGUGUGUGUGAAUACUAAAGUUACUGUCAAAUAUGUAACAUAAGAUGUGAAAAUAAUGUUCUGGAAUGGAUUCCUUAAUUUCGCAGUAAAGACUGGUUGUGCAGUUUUAUAUCACUGGCUUGAUAUCUGUUUUAUGGUGCAUACUUUAUUGGUCCCAUAUGUACAGCGGCAUAAGGAAGAGGAAUUCAUUGUCCUCUGAUAUUGUUUAUAUGGCUGUUUUAAUAUUUUGCAUUCUGCACCCCAUCAAAGUGGUCACAUUUGUGUCAUGGCAAUGUAUAACUGUACAUUACAAUAAAUUGGAAGAAUCUUUAAUA